UUCAGAUUGGGCAGAGGUUCAGAGAACAGUGAGAGUAAAGUAACGCAGGGUGGUGGUGGUGAAGAAGGGGUUUCACUCCCGAGAAGUGAAGAAGAAGAGAUGAGCGUUGAAGAUCUUCCGCGGAAAGAGGUUAACGUGCUGAAAGGUCACGAGGGUGCCGUGUUGGCCGCGAGGUUCAACGGUGACGGCAAUUAUUGUCUGAGUUGCGGCAAAGACCGUACCAUACGCCUCUGGAAUCCUCACCGUGGAAUCCAUAUCAAGACCUAUAAAUCCCACGGCCGUGAAGUCCGCGAUGUCCACGUCACACCGGACAAUUCCAAGUUAUGUUCCUGUGGUGGAGAUCGACAAAUAUUUUAUUGGGAUGUUGCAACUGGUCGUGUUAUUAGGAAAUUUCGUGGCCAUGAUGGUGAGGUAAAUGGCGUCAAAUUCAAUGAGUAUUCAUCUGUUGUGGUCUCAGCAGGCUAUGAUCAGUUGUUGCGUGCUUGGGACUGCAGAUCUCACAGCACCGAGCCGAUUCAGAUUAUUGACACAUUUGCAGAUAGUGUCAUGUCUAUUUGUUUAACAAAAACUGAAAUUAUUGGGGGAAGUGUUGAUGGAACUGUUCGGACAUUUGACAUUCGAAUUGGCAGAGAAAUUUCCGAUAACUUGGGGCAACCCGUCAACUGUGUAUCAAUGUCAAAUGAUGGUAAUUGCAUUCUAGCAGGUUGUUUAGACUCUACUUUGCGUCUUUUGGACAGGUCCACUGGUGAAUUGUUACAAGAAUAUAAAGGACACACUAAUAAGUCGUACAAAUUGGAUUGCUGCCUUACCAAUACCGAUGCUCAUGUAACUGGUGGGUCUGAGGAUGGCUACAUUUAUUUCUGGGAUCUCGUAGAUGCAUCUGUAGUUUCAAGAUUCAGGGCCCAUACCUCAGUGGUAACGAGUGUUAGUUAUCACCCAAAGGAAAACUGCAUGGUAACUUCUUCAGUGGAUGGCACCAUUCGAGUAUGGAAAACAUAAUAACUAAACGCAAUCACGAAGCUUACCUGUUGUGUCCACGUGGUCCAUACCAAGGCCAAUUAGCACAAUGAAGACUGCAUGUACAAUUUUAAUUUAUAUAUAUAUAUAUAUAUAUAUAUAUAUAUAUAUAUAUAUAUAUAUAUAUAUAUAUAUAUAUAUAUAUAUAUAUCAGCAGAUGUGUCUUACAUGUGCUUUUGAUGUUGAAGAUGGUAAAAGCAAGGUGAGUCUGUUGAUUGCAGCUUCUCUGAUACACGGUCAUAUCGCACAAAGUUUUUGACUUUUUUGCCUUGAAAGGGGACAGGGUAUCCGUAUAAUUCACUUGUGUCCAUAAAAGUAAAACGAUUUGUAUUAUAUCCGUUAUGUUGUGAAAAUGAGUUUGUAUUCUAUCCGUUAUGGCCGGGGAUGUUGAUCUAGGGCUUUUAGUGGUGUAGUUAGUGAACAAGUGCCUGCGAUGCUGUUACGUAGCAACAAAUCUAUUUUCUGAAUCAAGCCAAUCGGUGGCUUCUAUUUUUCCAGUGAUCUCACAAAGCUCAUAAGGUGAAAGCGGAUAGAUGAGACUUGCACCCAGUUAUUCUUAUUUGUGGGCUUUUCGUUUGAAUUAGGGAAAAAGACACUCGUCCAAGUUAUUGAUGUAGACGUUUUGGACUGCUUAUUUCAUUUACGAUUAUUUAACAUUUUU
Vigna unguiculata (cowpea) is the source of this 1678-nucleotide messenger RNA. RefSeq names its product Transducin/WD40 repeat-like superfamily protein. Gene Ontology annotation, biological process: mRNA splicing, via spliceosome. Gene Ontology annotation, molecular function: protein binding. Lineage: Eukaryota; Viridiplantae; Streptophyta; Magnoliopsida; Fabales; Fabaceae. Gene Ontology annotation, cellular component: catalytic step 2 spliceosome. The record is from RefSeq and is a predicted model, not a curated record.